CAUAAACCAUACAAGAAACCAUACAAGUACCUCAACAUGUUAUUGCAGUGUACUGUACAGUACUUAUGUAAGUUUACUUGUACAAGUCACAACAUAUAUGUUUGAACGCUCAUUCACUGUAUUUCAACGCUUUAAAUAAAAUAUGGAAGCAGUGUUUUACACGAUGGCCCUGAAUGGCACAUUGAACAAUAAUAAAAUCAGAGUAGGCUGGGGUUGAUGUUGCUGAGCUUUGCAUCAUAAACAGAUGAGUCAACAGUGGGAAGGGCAGCCGGAAUGGCAGCAGGCAUGCAGAGCAGCAAGACUCUAAUCUGACACUUAGGACAGUCUAGACGAAAUAAAACUUUUGUAACUUAUUCAACAUAUUUAGUCGAAGAGGCAGGUUGACUGUCUUUACAGAGGGAAGUGUCAGUAAGUUACAGUAAGAGCCGGAGGGAUGAAUGCGGACAGAGAGGAGCAGGAGGACGAACUACUCGCUCUCCAGAGUAUCUUCGAUGCGGAAGAGUUCUUCCGGGAUGAGCCGAAGUUUGCCGGAGAAAUACGAGUGUCUGUCGAGCUGCCCGCAGACUUCACCGUGGUUCUAAAAGAAGGUGAAACAUUGAGGCAGUAUGAGAUAUCGUACCUCCCUCCACUGAAUCUGACCUUUGAACUCCCUGAGGACUACCCAUCAUCGUCUCCUCCCUCCUUCACCCUCACCUGCAGCUGGCUGACACACACUCAGCUCUCUGCACUGAAUGCUCAGCUCACUGAUCUCUAUCAGGCCACUGGGGGCGCUGUGGUGCUCUUCACCUGGAUACAGUUUCUUAAAGAGGAUGCCCUCAUGUUCCUAGACAUGCAUCCUCUCCUUGAGCUCCCAUCAGAUGUGGUAUCAGACCUACCUGCAACAUCCUCAGGAGCUGAGCAUACAACUGAGAUUCUUGCAAAUGGACAGGAUCCUGAACAAUCAAAAGGUAGCAGCGAAGAUUCACAGGAAGAGGAAGAAUCAGGCCAAAAUAAUUUGAUUACCUACCACAGCAAAGGGAGCCAGAAUGGUCUAAACCCAGACCAAAAGGUGGAUAUUCUAAUCCCAAAAACUGCAGCUGAUGCUAAAAAGAUAUCAGAUGUCUCAGAUGAAGAGGAGACCGACCAGAAGCUAGAAACCUCAGAAUUUAAAGCUGUCUCAGAGCACAACCAGGAAGACUUCUUAAAUGGAGGUGAUUCUUCAGCCUCAUCAUUGCUCUCCUCUAGCUCCCCACACCCUCUGGAUCCCAGUGGACAAAGUGGAUCUGCCUCUCUGCCUGUCCACCCAAAAAAAUCCCCUCGCAAUGAACACCAAACUCCCUCUGGUCUCUCCUUAACACCCUCUCAGGCCCUCAUGUCCCAAAUCUUGAUCUACAAUGCGGACCAGAAACAGAAAGCGUUCACCACCACCGUGUUUGACUGUGGUGUGUGUUUUAUGGGCUGGCUCGGCUCGGAGUGCAUACAGAUGUUUGAGUGUGGCCAUAUCUUCUGCAGGGGUUGUCUUGCCGAGUUCUGUAAGCUCCAGAUAACAGAGGGGAAUGUCCAGAAUGUCACCUGUCCCGAUGCAGACUGCCCUGCUACGCCUACACCUGCACAGGUAAAGAGUUUGGUUGGGGAGGAGCUGUUCAGCCGCUAUGAUCGUCUCCUGCUUCAGACGACUCUAGACCACAUGCCUGAUGUGGUGUACUGUCCUCGACGUACCUGCGCUGCGGCCGUUAUCGUGGAGAAGUCCAGCAUGGCAGCAAUGUGCUCCGUUUGUAAGUUUGCCUUCUGUGUCUCCUGCAAAAAGACGUACCAUGGAACAGACUGUAAGGACAAGAAGAAAAAAGAGGAAAAGAAAGAGACAGCAGAAGAACCAAACCCCCUUUUCGCACCACUGCCUGACUCACAAGAGGGAGUGGAGGCUCUGUGGGAGGACUAUUCCAGUGGCAGUAAGCAGAGGAGGAAGCUCCUAGAGCACAGAUAUGGCCGUGAAAUAUUGCUUUUCGAUGCCGAGCAUUGUCUAAGUGACCAUUGGAUUGAAGUCAACUGCAAGUAUUGUCCCCACUGCUACUGCAGAAUACAGAAGCAGAGUGGAUGUAACAUGAUGAUGUGCUCUCGGUGUAGACAGGGGUUCUGCUGGGCCUGCCUUUCCAGAGUGCGCCAUGGUGAAGCGGGUAGACACUACGAUCAAAGUCCUGAUUGUAUGAACUAUAUACCAUAGUCCUGGUGCUUUGUUUUCCAGCAGCCACAAAUAUUGUGUUUUUUACAAAAUCUACACUUGACUUAAAAAUGCACUUUAAUCAGACGCUCUCAGCGACUGAUGUAAUAAACAGAAAAACACUGCUGCCCUGAAACAUAAAAACCCUAUAAUAUUAUUUUGCUAAAUAAAGGAAAACAAAGGAUUUUAGUCCCAAUUUGAACCUUAAACAUAUUCCCUGUGAGGAGUUUUAGCCGGUUAUGACAACAGAAACACAUGGUGAACACAAGAAAGACUUACAAUGAUCCAACCCUAACAAGGUCAACUCAUGACACUACACCAGUUCAUGCUGUGCAAUACCUUUACUUCUUUAUCUUCAAGCAAAGCUGCGAGACAAAGUUGGAAAUGAAUCAAUAUUUAGAUAACAUGUGAAAUUAUUGUAAUGAAUCAUGUGUUGAAUAAAUCAAUGCUGUCA
Molecule: messenger RNA, 2651 nt
Organism: Notolabrus celidotus (New Zealand spotty)
Lineage: Eukaryota; Metazoa; Chordata; Actinopteri; Labriformes; Labridae
Product: E3 ubiquitin-protein ligase RNF14-like
Exons: 7
Coding region: 434-2200 (588 amino acids)
Biological process (GO): protein polyubiquitination; positive regulation of proteasomal ubiquitin-dependent protein catabolic process; ubiquitin-dependent protein catabolic process
Cellular component (GO): ubiquitin ligase complex; cytoplasm
Molecular function (GO): ubiquitin conjugating enzyme binding; ubiquitin protein ligase activity; zinc ion binding
Source: RefSeq, a predicted model, not a curated record